GACUUAUUCUAAUAACAUUUUUAUAAACAUAGCAAAUGUCCUUGGAAAGAUAAAUGCUAUCCUAAUCAACAAAUCUGCGAGAUAUGAGGUACCUAGAGAUUUCAAAUCAUAAAAUUAGUUAUCAUUACAUAUGUGGAAAAGUUAUACAUAUACUGAUGAUCCACACGUUGCUUCCUUCAUGAUGGUGUCUGCAGUGAAAUCUUCUGAAAAGGGAUUGAUACUUAACACCCUGUCAGCAUCGAAUGGCAUGGAAACCAAGGAACGCCGAUGGAGAGUGCCAUCGUUGUUCUGGCUCCCUCUCAUCAUUUUCGCCGUUUUACUCUUCGUGAUGGACGUCUUCCAAUCCCAAUACGCCCUGAUCCCCACCCGAGUCCAAAUCUCCGAAGAUUUCACAACAGAACUCAAGGGCUUUUUGAUCAAAACCCCCGGUUGUCGAAUACCCUUCAUGGACCCUUUCGACCCCACUGUCACGAAAUUCAUCCAUAAAGAAAAGAAGCCCGUUUGUAACGACGGCAUUCCGCCCUUGAUCGACUCCAAUCUGACAUCAAUCUACUUAAUUAACUCUUCAGUGGCCAACUACACCGACCAGGAUAUCACUGCGAUCAAAUGUUGCUACCAGCCGUUCUAUAGACAAGAACCGGGGGGCACCGACGGUGACAACAAAAUCAAAUUUGAGAAAAAAUGCAUUCCGUUUAAUGUCAGUGCGAAAAUUAGCCAUGAAUUUAUCAAAGUUGUGUGCAAAGUUGACACGGUUUCCAUCUACACUGAUUUCUUCUCAUUUGUGCCAAUCAAAACCGUAAAAAGAAAUCAUUUGGAGAGGAGCGAGUUAAAUGUCCUGGUUGUUGGGAUAGAUGCAAUUUCGCGGUUGAAUUUUCACAGACAAAUGCCCACAACUGUGGAUUAUUUGUUGAGAAACAUGUCGGCAGUGGAACUCCUAGGCUACAACAAAGUUGGCGACAAUACUUUCCCUAAUUUAAUCCCGGUUUUGACCGGCUUGUCUGAAACCACCCUGGAGGAGGUGUGUUGGAACGACGAUAAUAACAAGCGAUUCGACUCUUGUCCUUUCAUUUGGAAGGAUUUUAAAGCAAAGGGAUUUGUCACAUCCUUCGGGGAAGACUCCUCCUGGAUGGGGAUUUUCAAUUAUCUGAGGAAAGGCUUCAGGAAACAGCCCACGGAUUACAUGUGGGGUGCUUUCAACCGAAUUUCCGAAAACCAGAUUGGGAACUCGCACAAUAUGAACGUGGAAGAGUGUGUGGGGGGUAGAGAAGUGUACAAAGUAUUCCUGGAUUACAUAACAAAUUUUGUUGUAACAAUGGAUAACGCAAAACUUCCAUAUUUCGCGUUCUAUUGGGGUGCAAGUCUCUCGCACGAUUACCUCAACAAACCGAGUUUGGGUGACACGAAUUAUUUGAAUUUUUUCAAAAAUCUCAAAGAGAAUGGUCGCUUGAACAACACGGCUUUGGUCGUGAUGAGUGACCACGGGAUUCGGUGGGGCGACAUCAGACAGACGUAUCAAGGGCAGAUGGAAGAACGACUCCCUUUUGUUUUCAUGGUACUGCCAGAAUGGUACAAAAGACAAUACCAAGAAGCCUAUAGCAAUCUAGUGAAGAAUACUAGACGCUUGACCACUCCGUACGACCUCCACGAGACUUUGAAGGACUUUCUGAAUCGUUUUAACUUAACCCACGAUUUUCUCCAAAACAGAAACCGGAAUAUUUCACGCGGUUAUAGUUUGUUCAAUGAGAUUAGUCCGAAAAGGACGUGUGAAAGUGCCGAAAUUGCGAGUCAUUGGUGCACGUGUCAGCAGAGCGCUGAAAUUGAAAAAAAUAACUCGCUGGUGGUCGAAGCUGCGACUUUUGCGGUCGAAUACAUGAAUCUGCAACUCGAAGGGUACGCCCAGUGUGCGAAUUUGACACUGGAGAGUAUCACCGAUGCGAGAUUAAUGACCCAUGGGGAGCACAUCACGAAUGGGGAUGAGGUGAAAGACUACAUGAUUAUUUUUGAAACCGUUCCGGGAAACGGUGUGUUCGAAGUUACUCUAAGGAACACCGCCAAGCAUUUUGAAGUCAUGGGCACAAUUAGUCGACUAAAUUUAUACGGGAAACAAAGUGCUUGUAUUACAGAUUUCCAUUUGAAGUUGUACUGUUACUGUAAAAAUUUGUUAGUUGACUGACCGCUUAUUUCUGUUCACACAAAGUUACCUAUUAUAUUUCAACAAUAACCUGUGAUUUUUUGUGUACUUGCCGCACUAGAUAAGGAAAAAACGUUAAAUGUUGUGCGUGUUUAGCUCUUGUUGAGUUUUAUAUGGCAUACGCAGUAUUUGUGUAUGCUUAAAUGUAGAUACUUGGAUCAGUGUCUAUAGUUCUUAAGAAAUGACAUGUGAUAUAGAAUUAUAAAUUGUUUUUAUCGCCAUUUGUGUACAGGUAAAUUUAUUAUUUUCACUAGAAUUGUUAUUACUUCUUGUAGUCAUUUUUAUAAAAAAUAUUUUCAAUAAAAAUUUGUUUGCA
Messenger RNA from Tribolium madens (black flour beetle), 2507 nucleotides. RefSeq lists its product as uncharacterized. Bases 131 to 2173 code for a protein of 680 amino acids. The record is from RefSeq and is a predicted model, not a curated record. The transcript has 2 exons. Lineage: Eukaryota; Metazoa; Arthropoda; Insecta; Coleoptera; Tenebrionidae.